Cryptomeria japonica (Japanese cedar) is the source of this 3594-nucleotide messenger RNA. Its product is annotated as receptor kinase-like protein Xa21. NCBI's taxonomy places the organism in Eukaryota, Viridiplantae, Streptophyta, Pinopsida, Cupressales, Cupressaceae. Gene Ontology annotation, molecular function: ATP binding; protein kinase activity; protein binding. Bases 21 to 3263 code for a protein of 1080 amino acids. Gene Ontology annotation, biological process: protein phosphorylation. The record is from RefSeq and is a predicted model, not a curated record. The transcript is spliced from 4 exons.
CAGUCACAAACCAGUUAGCCAUGAAAAUGAUUUCGUUAGCUGUCCAUUUUCUUCUCUUUUAUCUUCAACUUUGCUCCUCUUCACCUUCCACUGACAAUGGUUUCUCUAACGAUGAGCACACUCUCCUUGCCUUCAAGAGUUGCAUCACUUUAGAUCCAUACAAUACGUUAUUCUCUUGGAGCGCCAACACUAACGUCUGCAAUUGGACAGGUGUUUCAUGCAAUAAAUUGAUGAGAGUGUCUAAAAUUAAUCUUGGGAGUAGGGAUUUAGAGGGUUAUAUUUAUCCUUUCUUGGGAAAUCUUUCCUUUUUAAAGUCUUUAAAUCUCUCUGAUAACUCUUUCUUUGGUGUUAUUCCAGAGCUCUGCCAGAAGCUUAGCAAUCUGCAAGAACUGCGUCUUUGGGAGAAUCAGCUUAGUGGGUCAAUACCAACGUCUCUAGGAAAUUGUUCCAAACUGAAAAUUCUUGACCUCGGUUUCAACAAUCUCAGAGGCACGGUGCCUCUCCAACUGGGUAAGUUGAGCAUUCUCCGACAUCUUUAUCUGAAUGCUAACUUCCUCACCAGCUCCAGGACUUUCUCCUUUCUUACAGCUCUUAUUAAUUGCUCUUCCCUGCAUACUUUAUACUUGGAUUCUAACUAUCUUGCGGAAGAUUUGUCCCCUUCCAUAGGAAAUCUUAGCAAUCUGAAAGUACUGAGAUUGGGGGAGAAUCAGCUUAGUGGGACGAUACCAACAGCAUUAGGAAAUUGUUCCAAUCUCGAAGAACUGAGUCUGAGUGAGAAUAAGCUUAGAGGACCAAUACCAUCAUCUCUAGGACAUUGUUCCAAUUUGCAAGUAUUGAGUCUAAGUGAGAAUCAGCUUAGUGGGCCAAUACCGACAUCUCUAGGAAAUUGUUCCAAACUGGAAUUUCUUUACCUGGGUUCCAACAAUCUCACGGGCACGGUGCCUCUCCAAUUGGGUAAGUUGAGCUCUCUCCAACGUCUUUUACUGUCUGAGAACUUCCUUAGCAGCUCUAGGACUUUGCCGUUUCUUGCAGCUCUUAUUAAUUGCUCUUCCCUGCAAACCUUAUAUUUGGGUUAUAACUGUUGGAAGUGGAGACACUCUGAGAGGGGGGGUAUGAAACUUAAACAACACCAGCUUCCCCUUUUUAUUUUCUUGUCAUCGAGGACAAAAGUAUCAAAGAGCAACAAUAACCAUCUCGCUGAGGACUUGUCCCCUUCCAUUGGCAAGCUGUCUAUUAAACUCUCUGUAUUGUCCUUACAACAAAACCGUAUAGGAGGGAGAAUUCCAAAAGAAAUUGGCAAUCUCACCAACUUGACAUAUAUUGACUUCGCCGGUAAUGCAUUGACUGGACCUAUUCCAUCUACGGGGACCAUUCCCAGCGAGAUUGGUGCCCUUGGCAAGCGUCUAGGGCUACUUUCUCUCUCAUUUAACCUGCUUACUGGACAAAUUCCUCAGACUAUUGGCAAUCUUCCCCAGCUAAGGAACCUUCAACUUGAUAACAAUCAAUUUUAUGGAAGGAUACCUGUCGACCUUGGCAGAUGUUGGAGACUAGAAUUACUUGACCUGUCCCAUAAUAAUCUCACUGGAAUUAUACCAACAGAAGUUGCAGGCCUUAAAAAUUUACAAUUUUACUUCAACCUGUCCUGGAAUUCACUAGAAGGAAGCCUGCCAGCUGAAAUCGGUAAAAUGGCAAUGGUCCUAGGAAUAGAUCUAUCUGGAAAUCACUUAUCUGGUGGCAUUCCAAGUGCUAUUGAAAGUUGUAUUGCACUAGAAUAUCUCAACCUCUCUCAUAACAUUUUUCGAGGCCCAAUUAUAAAUUCAAUUUCCAGGCUGCGAAAUCUGGAUGCAAUGGAUCUUUCCAAUAACAAAUUGUCUGGUACAAUACCAGAUUCUUUUCAGAAUCUAACGGCACUUAGCUUUCUGAAUGUUUCAUUCAAUUCGUUGAAAGGAGGAAUUCCUAAAGCGGGACCAUUUAGAAAGCUCACAGCGUCAUCAUUCAGAGGAAACCCUGGACUCUGUGGGCAAUGGAUAUUUUCAUUACCAGCAUGUCCAAGUGCAACUGCAGGGUCAACUGGAGGCCCCUGGAACUUCCAUAAACUAUUUAAAUACAUAAGUUAUGUUAUCUCCUUUCUAGUCGUAUACUGCUUCUAUGUUUCACUUUUAUACAAAUAUUUCUUUGUAAAGGGAAAUAUGGAACAACCAUCAAUAGAGUUUCCCCAUCCUAGAAUCUCAUAUAAGGAGCUCAGUACUGCAACUAAUGGAUUUGGCAAGGGCAACUUGCUAGGAGUUGGUGGUGUUGGCUCUGUAUAUAAAGGAGUUCUGGAUAAUGGAACAUUGAUAGCUGUUAAGGCUCUCAAUUUGGAGGAUGAAGCAGCUCAUAAAAGUUUCAACAUUGAAUGCCAAGUGCUUGGUAAAACCAGACACCGAAAUAUAAUAAAAGUCAUAACUUCAUGCUCUAAUCUUGACUUCAAAGGUUUGGUUUUUGAGUUCAUGUCUAAUGGAAGCCUGGAAAGACAUUUGCAUUGUGAUGCCGGCAAGUGUAAUAUUGGGGGUGUCUGUAAAAUGGAUUUACAGACACGAGUUCAGAUAGCCAUGGAUGUUGCCCGUGGCUUGGCAUAUCUUCAUCAUGAUUGUUCAAUUCAAGUUGUUCACUGUGAUUUGAAGCCCAACAAUAUACUUCUGGACUUCUAUAUGACAGCACAUAUAGCUGAUUUUGGAAACGCCCAUAUACUAUCUGAAAAUUCUAUGGAUUCGUUUUCAGCAUCAGCAACACUGAAAGGUGCUCUAGGCUACAUUGCCCCUGAGUAUGGAGUUGGUGCAAGGAUUUCAGCGAAGGGAGAUGUUUACAGCUAUGGAAUUCUGCUAUUGGAGAUGUUAACAAGAAAGAGACCAACCGACCAGAUGUUUGUUGAUGGACUCAGCUUGCGCAUGUGGGUUAGUAUGGCUUUCCCUGAUAGGAUUUCAGAGGUGGUUGAUGAUAGCUUGCUGUUGUGCAAUGGAGGUGUUACAGAUUCUACAUGCACUUGUCUUAGUCAACUGAUUCGAGUAGCCUUGCUGUGCUCAAAAGAUUCGCCUAAAGACCGACCAAGUAUGGCAGAAGUUGUGGAGUUGUUGGAAUGUAUUGAGGCCAUGUUUGAAGGGAGUAGAACUAAUUCUAAAUACCAAUCUGAUCUGUACCAACUGGUAAGCAGCACAAGAUGGGCAGGAUAUCUAGAUAAGGUAGGAAAUGGUCAGAGCACUUCCACAUUGCAGUCAACUUCCUAAAUUAUGACGUAAAUUGUUUACCACCGCAUCAGGGAAUCUUUCCAAUGUGUGUAGUGGUUGAAACUGCCCUGCUAUUCUCAAUUCUGUAAAAGGGAUACAAAUGCCAAUUGAAGUUUGAUUAACUUCUUUUCUUCUAUCUUGGAGAGUUCAAUUGGGAAUUUGUUGUAGUUAUAUUUAGAAAUGCAUUUUGACGAGAUGGGAGAAGGGGAAAAUUUUGACUGUUUUCCUGUUUUCUGAUCUAAACAGAAUAGUAACUGUGCUGUCUGUUGAUUAUUUGCUGCAGUAAAACUUCCUAUAAAAUGCGUUGUGUCGCUUCAUUUGUGUGAUCAUG